Nerophis lumbriciformis (worm pipefish) is the source of this 615-nucleotide messenger RNA. Lineage: Eukaryota; Metazoa; Chordata; Actinopteri; Syngnathiformes; Syngnathidae. The record is from RefSeq and is a predicted model, not a curated record.
AUGAAGGAGUUCCAUCUUUUGUGUCUGCUCAUCUUUGGUGGUCGAAGCUCAUUGGCGUGCCCCCAACAUUGCACCUGUCAAGGCAGUCAGGUGGACUGCAGCGCCAGGUCUCUUGUCUCUGCGCAGCUUCCCAGCGUCUUCCCCGCUUACACUGCCGAGCUGCGCCUCCAUAACAACCGGCUGACCACCCUCCCCAACGGUCUCCUGGACCAUCUCCCCGCCCUGCGCCAGGUCUCCCUGCACAGCAAUCCGUGGGCAUGCGACUGCGGGGUCCUCUACCUGCGGGCCUGGCUGAGGCGUCAACCUGCUGGAAGUCAACCCCAUGUCAACUGCAGCUCCCCUCCGCGCCUCAGAGGGAGGCUGGUGGAGUAUUUGACAGAGGAAGAGGUGCUGGACUCUUGCCACUACUGGUACUGUGACCUAGCUAUGAUUUCACAGGCGUUUCUCUUUGUCUUCGUCCUGGUGCAAGUGGCGCUGCUGGCCGCUGUGAUCGUGUUCCUAAAGAAGUUCGAGAGGCUCUCCAAGGAAGCCAAGAGGACCGAAGAGGAGAGCCUCACAGCCGGGGAGGCUAAUAGAAAAUCAGUGCAUUUGCCUUUAAAUGAGUGGAGUAGCUAA